CAGCUUUAAAUCUCACAUAAGAAUCCAAGAGUCUUUAUAGAGAAAAUAUUUUAAAAUGUUGCUCUUAUACGCAAGUCUCUGAACUGUUUUACCUAGAUUGAGAAAUUGCACUAGUAUUUAUUUAUAUAGUUAGUGUUGCAUCCGUUAAGCACCAGUCAGGGUUGUACGGCGGCUUUAAUGAGAUGUGAAGAUGAACAGUGAGAAUCAAGCACUAGAUUUAUGCAAGGAUGCCCAAACUGCAGCACUCACCACAGAGGAAAUUAUUCCACGUAAUAGUAGUCUUCAAUUCAUGGACAGGGAAGCAGGUAAGGUGGACGAUAUGGAUAUUGAAGCUACUGACAAUGCUGUUCCAGCAGGACUAACGGACUGUCAAGCAGGACACAAAGAUAAGGAAGGCCUGUUUAGUCAGAACAACAAUGGAACCGCCGUUGCACCUGCAACAACUGUUCCGAACAUUUCUGCAAAGCAAAAUACCACAGUGCUGGAAAUGCAGGGAUCACGUUUUUCUCUUCGUAACGCAGCAGACGACGAGGACAUGGACAUUGGUGUGGACUUGAGUUUGGAUGAAAGCGGAGUUCUGGAGCCAGAUCCAGCGGCCGUGCAAGAGGACUGUGUUUCUGGCUGUGCCAGUGCGAAGUUAACCUUCCACACACACAAAGAUUUGGGCAGGUCUUUAGAAACAGGUGCUGAUGGGAUGCACUUGAGUUUUACAAGCGCAGAGUUGCCAUCCCCAGCUCAGGAAGCAGCAGCAGUACAUAAACCGGGAACCAAGAGGGUCACAUUUCCCUCGGAUGAGGAUAUUGUGUCUGGAUCGGUUGAGCCGAAGGACCCCUGGAGACAUGCCAUGAAUGUGACAGUGGAGGAGAUUUUAAAUGCCUACAGACAAGCCUGCCAGAAACUCAGCUGCAAGCCCAAUCCUAAAGUGCUCCAGCAGAUUCAGAACUUGACAGACCUGACUCAACGAAAUGAGUGCUUGAACCUUAAAGGAGAGAAGCUGGACUACAAGACAUGUGAGUCUCUAGAGGAGAUCUUUAAAAGAGUGCAGUUUAAAAUGGUGAACCUGGAACAGACCAACUUGGAUGAAGAUGGGGCCUCUGCAUUAUUCGAUAUGAUUGAGUAUUAUGAGUCUGCAACUCACCUCAACAUUUCUUGCAACAAGCACAUGGGCACACGGGGCUGGCAGGCUGCCGCGCACAUGAUGAGGAAGACAAGUUCACUACAGUAUCUGGAUGCAAAGAACACUCCACUGCUGGACUACUCUGCUCCAUUUGUAGCCCGAGCUCUGCGCAUCAGCGGCAGCCUCACAAUUCUACACCUGGAGACCACUGGCCUAUCUGGACGCCCACUUAUGCUACUGGCUACUGCUCUAAAGAUGAACAUGAACCUGCGUGAACUCUACCUAGCUGAGAACAAGCUGAAUGGGCAGCAUGACUCAGCUCAACUGGGCAACUUGCUGAAAUUCAACUACAACAUUCAGAUCCUGGACCUGAGGAACAAUCAUAUAGUCGACUCAGGGUUGGCAUAUAUAUGUGAAGGACUGAGGGAGCAGAGGAAAGGUUUGGUGACGCUAGUUCUCUGGAACAACCAGCUAACACAUAAUGGCAUGAGUUACCUCGCUGCUGCAUUGCCAUGCACUCAGAGUCUGGAGACUCUGAUCCUCGGGCAUAAUGCAAUUGGCACAGAAGGGGUGCUCAAACUGAAGGAAGGGCUGAUAGCAAACCGCUCCAUCCUCCGCCUUGACCUGACAUCAACCAAGCUUACGUGUGAAGGGGCCAUUGCUGUAGCGGAGUUUAUUGCAGAGAGCCCACGGCUAAUACGCCUGAAUCUGCAGGAAAAUGACAUUAAGACCGGUGGACUUAUGGCCCUCUCAUUAGCCUUAAAGGUUAACACCUCGCUACUCCGCCUUGACCUUGACCGAGAACCCAAGAAAGAGACGUUAAAGAGUUUUAUUGAGACCCAGCGCAACCUCUUGACCGAGAUCCAGAACGGGUGUAAGCGGAAUUUCGCCCUGGCUAAAGAGAAGGAAGACUCGCAGCAGCAGAUGAGGCAGUCAGUCUCCAUGGCUGAAAUUGCCACAGAGGACCCAGCUCCUGUGGAAGAGGAGGAAGAGCCAGCAGCAGCUAAGGAAGUAACUAGAUGUGAAGAUGGUGAUCAAGAGGAGGGUGAGAAGCCAGCCCAAAGCCAGGAGGACAAAGAUAAUACCACAGCCUUGCAGGAUGAUUCGGAUACGGAUUCUGAUACUGACGAUGAAAACGAUGCCGAAGAGUCAAAAUCAUUGGACCAGUCAUCAGCACUUAACCAAACCGUACCCCAGGUAUCAGCUGUAACCCCAGUCCUCAGUGCCUCUCAGACUCCGCCUCCUCCAUCAACUAACUCCACCACCGAGGCAACAAACAAAGGGAUUGCAGUAACUAAGGCAAAUGAGCCCACAGGCUCACCAGCGUCACCCCGGCGCUGCAUAUCUGUAUCCAGCCCUGGCAGGGGGCAUAAAAUCUUCAUGGUAACCCGUGUUGAGAGUCCCCCUGAACAGCAGCCUGUGGGUCUUCAGGAGUUUAAACCUAAAUCACAAUUUGAAUCGUGUUCUCAAACGGCUAAAGAAAACAUUGUAGCCUCUUCACCCCUAAUAGCCCAGCAGACUACAGAGAAUUCUACUUCAGCUCAACAGACCUCACAAAUAUGCAACAUCACAGAGUCUAAACUGACAACGCUAGCAGAACCUGCAUCACAGUCAGAUGAUCCACAUCAGCAAGCACUAGGACCAACACAGACCACCACAGAGCAGGAGUCUUCUACUAUUAGCAAUACUGAGGCAACAGUACAGGAGGUACGGCCACUGAAAGUGCAAUCCCAUGAGGAAAACUCAGAAAUACUCAAAAAGCAUGCUACAGUCCCCACUGAGCACCUUAACCAGCAUACCUGUACACCAGAAGCCACACCUACAGUGGAGAACACCUCUACGGUUGGGCCUUUUAUAGACAGCACUGAGAAUGAACCAGACCAGGAGGAACAUUGUAGCUAUAAGGCAGCUCAGCCUGUCCCUUCUUUUUCCGAGCAGCAAUCUGAAAUCAACGGUGAAGUACAAGAAGUAAGUGGUGGCUGUAGCAUAGAGCCACAAGCAUCAGACCAACCAGACCUAACAGGAGAUACUGAGCCACACACAGAGGUAGAACAUGACAGUACAGAGCAGAUGGAUAUAGAAGACUCACUGGAACAGGAUUUGCACACAGAGCAGCCAGAACCAGCUUCAACAAACAGCUUUUCUUCGUCUCCACAGCUUUUAACAGAUGAGGCUGAGAGUUUUGCCACGCAAUCAACAGCGGGUCUCACAUUGCCUAAUGGCCUCAAGCCAGAGUUCGCCCUGCACCUGCUGGAGCCAGAAGCACCCAAAGCGGCCUGCUGCGUCAUGGAACACAUGAGUGUGACAGCGGAGCUGAGUUGUGGACAGGAUCUGGAGGAGCUGCUCCUAGAGGCCAGUCUGGAUACAAGCAGAGAUGCACCUUAGUGCUGUAGCUAUGGAUCCACUCGAGAGAUGAAUGAGUCUGUAUGCACCACUGGGUCUGGAAUAUCCCACUCCCAUACCUACUGUACUACAACAUUCACAGCCAUUUCCCACCAAUCCAAACUCUUACAAAUGAUUCAGACACAAAGAUAAAAAAUAUAAAUAAACAAUCUAGAUAUCAGAUAAUCGUAUGAAACAUAAAUGUUUAACAGCGUUUUCUUUUAGCCACUCUGAUAAUCUGAUCAAAGGAUCAUUUCAGGCUGAACUUAUGUUCCUACAUUCCUCUCUAUCUUAAUUCCUUUGGAAUUGAAAAGAACAGGAGCCAGGCAGAAACCAAAGACAGACACACGUGCACCGACUCUCCUGUUCCACCACGUCCAGCUUUCUGGUGCCGUCAUGUGGACUCCUCCAUCUACAGCAGGAUAAAGGCCGUCCUUUCUGAAUGGUUCCAAACCAUCCUACCAGUAUCGGAUUUAGUGGGACAUUGAAUCAGUUUCAUCAGACUGCAGUUUCACUGGAAUGAUUGGGAAGCAGGAAUGUUGAUGCUGGCUCAGUGUGUUUGCAGACGUGUCUCAUAUCAGUCUGUUUAUGAGGGGGUGAACCUGCCGUAGGUUCCCUGCUGUUCCCCUGUUCCUGCUGACUUGGGUCCCUCCCAGAAACCGUUUUGGAGUCUGCCUAGCUGUGUAUUAUGGUUUUUUUUCUUUUCACAUUAUGAUCUUCCGUGCUUCAUUUCUAACCUCUAAAGCCUUCUGGAAAUCCAGGUGAAUGUUAAGGGGUUCAGCUUUCUUUUGCGCUCUGGCAGGAUUUCUGAAUAUUCGUAGCGAAACUGCUGAAUUUUCUGGAUACUUUAACCAUUAGUUAUAUUUUCCAUCAGUGAAUUUUAUUUUCUGGUUCACUUAUAUGAAGAAAACAACACAAAGGAUUUCAAAGGGUUACAGAAACGUGUUCGUAGCUCGUGUUUUAGACUUUCCUGCCUUCCUGCCUUUCACCCUGUGUGCCACCACAGUUCCACCCGACGUCAGGUUCCAAAUCAUUGCCUUUAAGCGUUCUUCUCUUUAAUUUUGCUGCUUUGAGAAAUCAUUAGUUUCUAUUUAUUUUAUUGAUAUAUAAACGUAUGAGCAUUUUUUUUUUUUUGAGUAAUUCAACCUAUUUUUUUCUUGUCUUUUAUCAUUUGUUACUGAGGGGUUUGUUUUUUUAAAGGUUCCCCAUAUUGGUGUAUAUUUUCAGAUCAUAUAAAGAAAAAAUUCUAAUUUUUUAAGGCUAGGGUGGAUUUUUUCGGUUUAAGUUGAUUAUAAAUAUGUAUAAAUGGGAAAUUGAACUUACGGGAAAGUGCAGUUUUUGAAAGACAAUACAGAAAUUUUGGGGAGACUGGAAAAGCUUUGCACUUGUAAGGACAAGGCUAAAUAAAUUAUAAAGCAAACACUACUUUGGGCUGACACUACAGCCAACAGAGGCCAGAGACCAAAAUAAUCCCCAAAAAGAUGGUUAGUGCUGGUAUACUUUAUAAUUUAUUUCUCUAGUCUUUGACAGGCGUAUGUCUUGAUGUCUUGGCUGCUAUGAGUGUGUAGUAUGAAUGAGAUGUGACUGAUGUAUUCAGGAAUCUUGCACCACAAUAGGUUGACUUCUAUAUCAAGAUCAUUAUUCCAAAAGAAAUAAAUGAUGCUUCUUUCUUGCCCCACCCAAUGUUUGUUAUACCUUCAUUUUUAAUAGUUUUUAAAUGACCUGUUCAUUUACUCAGACAUGUGCUGAUAAUCACAAACAGAUGUGUAUGACGACUUUUGUUUGUUUCUCAAAUAAAUGCAUGUAAUUACAAAAUUAAAA
Messenger RNA from Trichomycterus rosablanca, 5320 nucleotides. RefSeq names its product protein phosphatase 1, regulatory subunit 37 (gene ppp1r37). The transcript is spliced from 13 exons. NCBI's taxonomy places the organism in Eukaryota, Metazoa, Chordata, Actinopteri, Siluriformes, Trichomycteridae. The record is from RefSeq and is a predicted model, not a curated record. The coding region runs from base 191 to 3502 and encodes 1103 amino acids. Gene Ontology annotation, biological process: cell migration; regulation of Arp2/3 complex-mediated actin nucleation. Gene Ontology annotation, molecular function: protein binding. Gene Ontology annotation, cellular component: plasma membrane; lamellipodium.